Messenger RNA from Striga asiatica, 834 nucleotides. NCBI's taxonomy places the organism in Eukaryota, Viridiplantae, Streptophyta, Magnoliopsida, Lamiales, Orobanchaceae. The record is from the annotation of a GenBank genome assembly.
AUGAGUACUACGACUCAAAGUGGGCCCAGCAGAUGGGUCGGGUACGUGGCAGCCUCGGACGAUGAGUCUGUGAGCAGGCUCGGCAGACGUGACAUCGUCAUCGCAUUCCGUGGCACCGUCACCAAUGCCGAAUGGAUUGCCAAUCUAAAUACUUCCUUGACCCCUGCUCGCCUCAACCCUCACGACCCGAGGCCGGACGUCAAAGUGGAAGCCGGCUUCCUCAGCCUCUACACUACUUCGGACGAAAACAAGUUCGGGCUAACAAGUUGCCGAGAGCAGCUUCUGGCCGAGGUGUCGAGGCUACUGAACAAGCACAAAGACGAGGAGAUAAGCAUUACUCUUGCCGGCCACAGCAUGGGGAGCUCAUUGGCUCUUCUCCUAGCUUACGACAUAGCGGAGCUCGGCUUGAACAGGCCAUUUAAGGCUCCCAUCACGGUUUUCUCCUUUGGGGGGCCCAGAGUUGGGAACUCGAGGUUCAAAGAGAGGUGCCAAGAGUUGGGAGUCAAAGUGCUCAGAGUAGUGAAUGCCAAAGACCCCGUCACCAAGCUGCCAGGGAUUUUCUUCAAUAACGACAUGAUGAAUUUUAAUCAAUUACCUUGGAGCUGCUCUUGCUACGCGCAUGUUGGUGUCGAGUUGGUGCUCGAUUUUUUCAAGAUGCAAAACCCGUCUUGCGUUCAUGACUUGGCAAACUACAUUAAGUCAUUAUCCUGUCCGUCUCCGUCACCCAAAAAGAAUUUGUCGAAAAAGUCCACACGAUUCGUUGAGGGGCCAUGUUCGCAGUUGACAAAUGCAGCCACUAAUAUGUUGAAUAUGGUUCACGCGCAGUGGGCAUGA